GCCUUGUAUGGUUGUUCUCGAGCAAGUGAGGAAGAAGGUUCGUAGCCCCGGCUUUGUCUACUCCCAAAAUCCGACAUGUUUUAUUGGAGGCCGUGUCUUCUCUUUAUCUGAUUGUUAAACUCAAACAGCCAAAUAUUGGUAUUUUGAAUGAUGAAGGAGAGCUUGUCAUUGGAACAACCUGUUCGUUUUGUCCAUUGCGGAUGGGAUGGUUGAUGUUAAGGACGCCUUCUUCUAUCUUUUAUUUCAUGAUUAUAGUGAUGGGGGUGGAGUGGAAUAUUAUCUGCUGGAGAUUCAGUAUGAAUAUGAAUUUCACUAUUAUGAGCUUCUAUUUGAAGUUGUAUUCAUGGGAGACAAUUGACACCCUUGCCAUUUUUGGGGUCCUCAAUUUUUGUAAAAGAAAUUGCUAGGAAAUGAAUUUGGAUGAAGUUGAUCAUGGGGAACUGUUGAUUUUUCUGAGAUGAGCUUGUUGCCAAACAUAUAUAAGUUAUGGCGCUGAAUUGUGGUUGACUUUACCCUUGUUGCCGAUGGUUUGCUUGUUGGACUCAUACGUGCAAAGUGGCUGCAUAAAGCAAUAUAUGUAAAGGUUGAUUCAACAUCUGCUGAACCUCAUGUUAUAAAGAUGUCUGGGUUCAAUUCAUCUGCGGCACCUAAUGGUGGCCAAAGGCUUUCCAUGCUUGCUGCCAAAUCUGGAUUUGUCAUUCCAAAAAACAAAUUAUCUGGUUCAUUAGUUCCAAUCUUCAAGGGGGCCAAGAAUCACGGGGCCACUGGAACUACCAAAGAAGAAAGUUCUAAACAAAUUCAUAGGAAAACAAAAUGGGGACCUGAUCUGACACAGGAUGCUGCUGUUAGAAGAGGGAGAACUUUAGCUUUAAAGAUUCGUGUGGAUCAAAUUUCACAUCAGUUAAAAUCACAGAAGUCAGAGGUUGAAGAUACUGAAGGCUCAUCAUUAGGAGCUGAAGAUCUAGUUCAUAGCUACCCCAAUACUGAAAUUGAUGACAAGCUAUAUAAGAAGUCAGAAAUGCUUGAGCAUGAAAAGCGGGAAGCAAUAGGUGAAAUACUAAGAUUAGAUCCAAGUUACAAGCCUCCACUCGAUUUUAAACCAUUACUGAAAGAAGCCAGUGUCCCGCUGCCUGUAAAAGAAUAUCCUGGAUUCAAUUUUAUCAGCCUAAUAUAUGGGCCUGAAGGUGAUAAUCAUAAGCGGGUAGAAAAGGAAACUGGGGCCAAGAUUGAAGUUCAUGGGAUCAAAGCAGGAGAGAAGGCUGAAAUUAAACCAGGAAACGAUGUGCACGACACUUAUGAAGAGAUGCAUGUUAUUGUAUCAGCUGAUAGUUUUGAAAAAGUGGAUGCAGCAGUGUCCAUCAUUGAACUGCUAAUCACCUCUGUUACUGGGAAUUUAGCUACUGCUUCUGCAACCGCAAUGUCAGUUUCUGUGGACAACACCAAUGUUCCUGGUGAAAACGUGAACCAUGCCCCUUCUCAUCUCGUUUCUGUAUCAAUGGAAAACCAGGCCAUGGCGGUGGCACAACCAGUAGCUGGAGUUGCACAAACGCUUGGAGCUCAUUUUCAACACUCCGGUCCAUGGUCUUCAGCCAUUUCAUCUCAAAACCCAGCGUUUGCUCCUUCUGGUAACGUAGCUUCUCCAAAUCCUUCAGGCCUUCCAAGGCCCCUCCAUUUCCCAUCGCAAUCAAUGAAUUCUUCAAUCGUCACCUCAAAUUUUGCUGCUCAACAUGCAACUGUCACUGGAUUCAACUCAGUUAUUCCAAAUCGACCUCUUGUGCAAUCACAACCAGCAAGAGAACAUCUCCAGCAUUCACAUAUGACCCAGACAAGUCCUGUGGGACUCACUGGUCCGCCAAGAAAUCCUUCUGUGGUAUCUAGGCAGACUUCCUCGGUUCCAACAAAUGUUUCAGCUUCGUUUCCCUUAAAUCGAAGCCAACCAGCACCAGUAGGACAUCAGACAUCAGUGCCUUUGAUGCUUCCACCUAUGUCUGGUAUUUUGCCUGCACCGGUACCUGACCGGUCACUGACAUCUGUUGGUGCCCCUUCUGGACUAGCUGGAGUGUCUCCUCGUCCUGGCAAUAUGGGGCAAGUGGUUCCUCCUCAUAGACCGGUUUCUCUACAUGUACAACCUGAUGUUGCAUUUAAGCCACCAGUAUCAAGCACAUCACAUUCUACCACUUUUCCACCCCAUCAUGCAGGGACUCCCGUUGGAUUGCCCUCUUCUCUGGGACCAAUGCAGCCACUAGGGCCAACUUAUUCAUCAAUACAUCAUUUAUCGGGAUCCAGUUUAUUCCCUUCGCCUAGAGUACCUACUUCACUUCCGUUAUCUCAGCAGUCUGGAAUCCCUAGCCCUGCUUCUGGAGUCACUUAUCAUAACCCCGGAAAUCCGCCACCUUUGUCGGGUCCAAAUUCUGGAAAUUUUACUUUCCGACCACAGCGGCCGAAUGCAGACUUUCAAGUGGUUUCCAGACCAAACACUGCUACCCAGGGUGGUGGAAGAGAGCUAUCCUCUGGUCCUCGGCCACCAUCUUUUGGGUUUGCUGUUCCUAAUCAACCCGUCAAUCAAAUCUUUCCAAGAACACAAAUGCACAACCAGGUGGAUCAAACUAAAAAUGUUCCAUAUGUGGGUCCCUUUGGAGGUGGACCCGGUUCCCUCCCAAUCCCAUCCAGACCCACUGCAUUACCAUUUGCCAGUCAACCUGAUCCUAGGUCUGCAGCCCCACAAAUGGCCAUGAGGAAUUUUUUUCCUUCCCCUCAAAUGGCAAAUUUUCCCAGUCCUGGACCUCCAAGGGCCGGAAACAUGCAGAUUCGACAGAAUCAUCCUGCUCAGAGGUGGCCAGAAAUCCCCUUGCCUCCAAAUCAGAGGUUCGGCAACAAUCAUUUGGCGACUUCUGGUAGACCACUGCAUCCUUCUGACCAGAUUUAUGAUCCUUUUUCACCCACUUCUGUCGCAGCUCCACAGCAAAAAAGUGAUCCUGCUAAGUGAGAAAAAUGAACAGUGCGGACCUUAAGUUUUUAUUAGGGUUUAGAUGUCAGGAUACUGAUCUCAGUUUCAAUACUAUAAAAUAUGGGCAACAGGACAUGCUUUUUGUAGUCUAGUAACUAGUAGUCGAAGUGCUUAGUUGAUAUGAUAAUGGGAUAUCGUUUCAUUACUGCUUGUAUUCCUUGUCGAUGUUCAUUUCGUAGAGAGAAUGACACAUAAGGACGGCUGAAAUAGGCAAAUAGACAAAAUAGUCCUUCCAAAUGGCCUAAGACCAAUAAAAUCUUUAGGAGUUAAAUGGAAUUAAAA
Molecule: messenger RNA, 3289 nt
Organism: Neltuma alba
Lineage: Eukaryota; Viridiplantae; Streptophyta; Magnoliopsida; Fabales; Fabaceae
Product: splicing factor-like protein 1
Exons: 11
Coding region: 620-2986 (788 amino acids)
Biological process (GO): regulation of mRNA splicing, via spliceosome
Cellular component (GO): nucleus
Molecular function (GO): mRNA binding
Source: RefSeq, a predicted model, not a curated record